AUGAAGAUCCAGCUUCUUUGGUUUAUUUUCCUCUACGCUGUGAGUGCCUUUAAAAAUGCAGGAAAUAGUGGAACUUACCAACAGAUGGGCAAUAGGAAAGGAUUUAUAAACUACAGGAUAACAAAAAAAAAUGACAACCGUGUAAUUCGAAGAAGAGAUUCUCCCAAUUAUCUAAGAAGUACAUUUGACGACAUUAAACAAAUUAUUUCGAAGCAAUUGUCUGUAGAGGAGGAUAAAAUUAAAGUCGAAUCAAACUUUACAAAGGAUUUAGGAGCAGAUAGCCUAGACCUCGUGGAACUCAUCAUGGCCCUCGAAGAAAAGUUCAGCAUAACAAUCUCGGAUCAGGAUGCACUAAAGAUAAACACAGUGCAAGAUGCGAUUGAUUUUAUCGAAAAAAAUAAAAAGCCGGAUGCAUGA
Molecule: messenger RNA, 417 nt
Organism: Plasmodium gonderi
Lineage: Eukaryota; Apicomplexa; Aconoidasida; Haemosporida; Plasmodiidae
Product: acyl carrier protein
Exons: 3
Coding region: 1-417 (138 amino acids)
Biological process (GO): fatty acid biosynthetic process
Cellular component (GO): mitochondrion
Molecular function (GO): acyl binding; acyl carrier activity
Source: RefSeq, a predicted model, not a curated record